AUGAGCUACGCGUUCCGUCGCGUAUGCCUGCAACUCCCUACCAGCUUCGGACCUAAGCAUGGUCCGUUGCGUCAAGCUUUCCGCCCAGCCGGGCCCGGCAUUGUCACAAGACAGAUCCCGGUGAACAGACGCGCGUUUGGGCUCUCCACGAGACGGCAAAGUGACCUCGACGACGCCAAGACCAAGAAGAUCAGCCAAGAUGACAUGAGCAAGGAGGAAGAAAGGGAGAAGCUGGAGCGUGACGAGCAGAUUGCGUUGAGAAAGCAAGAGGAAAGGCCAUGGCACCGCGCCGGGGAUGAGACUGAGCAGCGAGAGUUGUGCAAAGAUCCCACAAACGGCGAUAAGACUCGAGGACGACUACUCACGACACCAACGAGGCUCUUGAAGCUCAUCCUACCGCUGCCCUUCCACGCCGAACAAGCGCGGAACAUACAGUCUUCCAAAGAUAACAAGGACGAUGACAGGGAUUCAAUCGCCCCGCUUGCCCUGCUUGUCCACCCUCAGCAGCCGUUGUCCUACCUCGAAAGACUACUCCAGGCUGAAAUCCCGCCCAUCGACGAUGGUCGCCGAGAGCGAAUCCCAAAGAUAUACUUCCGAGCAGAAGGAGACCACAAAGAUGAGAACCAGGACAAGAGCGCAUCGCAGAAGAAGGAGGGCAACGUCGCCUCUUACUCGGGUCUAGGCCACAAGGGCCCAAAGAAGGACCGCGAUGAGACGAAUUGGGUCAGAUGGAGUAGCAGUACCGAGGUUGGCGACUUCAUCCGAGACGCUGCGCGCGGCCGAGAGUUUGCAAUUGGUAUCGAGGGUUACAAAGAAGAGUUGCGGGUAGCUGUGCCGAGCUUCAAUGACCGCACAUACUACAUGCGCGUUCGAUUGCGAAGAAUGUCUCGCCGCGUCGAGGAGUUGGCGAAACUCAAGCAAGAAUGCGACACCCUUGCGCACCGUGGAGCACAUCGCAUGGCACAGGGAGGGUUCGGCCUCCUCGCCGGUUGGUGGGGAGUCGUAUAUUAUGUUACCUUCCACACCGAUGCCGGCUGGGAUCUCGUCGAGCCAGUAACCUACCUGGCUGGCUUAACAACCAUCAUGGGCGGUUACCUGUGGUUCCUGUAUAUCAGCAAAGACCUCAGCUAUAAAGCGGCCUUGAACAUUACCGUCUCAAAACGACAGCAGGCACUGUAUCAGGAGCGGGGCUUCGAUCCCUCGGCUUGGGAGGCGCUCGUCCACGAGGCCAACUCGUUGCGUCGCGAGGUUCGGUUUGUGGCGACUGAGUACGAUGUUGACUGGGACGAAACAAAGGAUCUUGGCGGCGAGGAAGUCAUGGAAGUUCUAGACAAAGAGAAGAAGGGUAGACGUCGGAGCGACGAAGACGAAGACGACGCCGAAGAAGAGCGAGCAGAGCAUAAACGCAAAGAAGACAAGAAGAAGGAAAAGUCUGAAGAUGGGAGCGAAAAUAAGUCAGCAUCAUAG
This is a messenger RNA of Colletotrichum paranaense, 1467 nucleotides long. RefSeq lists its product as uncharacterized. Gene Ontology annotation, molecular function: uniporter activity; calcium channel activity. Gene Ontology annotation, biological process: mitochondrial calcium ion homeostasis; calcium import into the mitochondrion. The transcript has 2 exons. The coding region runs from base 1 to 1467 and encodes 488 amino acids. NCBI's taxonomy places the organism in Eukaryota, Fungi, Ascomycota, Sordariomycetes, Glomerellales, Glomerellaceae. Gene Ontology annotation, cellular component: uniplex complex; mitochondrial inner membrane. The record is from RefSeq and is a predicted model, not a curated record.